AUCCAACCUCAUCCGAGAUUUUUUGGGAGGAGCGACGGGAACAGACCCAUAACUUCUUGUUUUUUUUGGCCACUUCAGCUCAUCAUUAUUGCAUUUUUCAUCGCUAGUGUAUUCUUAUCCUUAUGCAUCCAUGAUCCUUGCUUGCACAACGAUGAAUAAUGAAAGGCGUGCGGUGCUAGUAAAAUAUAGUUUUUUUUACAUUCACAACAAAAAAUACUUUCCUCUAAGACAGCUACCAUAUGCUGCUGAACAUGACGCGUCUGUUACAGUUACUGCUCAGGGGAAAACACCUAGCGUGGUGCACGUGGGUGUGGUGUAAGUCAAUAUACCCUGGGUGUGUGUGUGCAAGGCGUGGAUAACUAACAAGUAAUCCAUGGUGCAAGAUUCUUACAGAUAGGUGUGUGCGGACUGCGGUUGAGAUUGUAAGAAGGAGUUAGCAAUGGGCAGAAAAGCCAAGUAUGGUGAGUUGGCGGGUUCUGGGAGGCGCCCAAAAGUAAAGCCCAAACAUCAGCUCGCCCCUGCACCUCUUAAGCCAGCCUCUCUUCAAAAGAAGGUGAAGGUGAACAAGGAAAUCGUUUCUCCUGUUUCAAAGAAAAAUUUGAAGAGUGGCAUUAAAACACACUCAGCUACCAAGAAGGAGAACAAGAAAGCACAGCCACCACCUGACAGUGAGGAGGACGAGGAUGAUAAUGUUUCCGAGGAGGAGCCCUCUGAGGACGAUGACUCGGGUGACGAUGAUGACCAGCUGCCAGCGCAGCCGUUCACAGAUGACAACGACGAGUGGCUCAAGCCCAAACCGUCACUGCUCAACUCCGAUGACUCUGACGAUUCCGAUGGCGCGCUGGCCGAUGACUUUGGUGGUGACGAGGCUUCGGACGCCGACGCCGACGAAGACAGUGAUGGCGGGGAUGUGGACGGCGAUAGUGAUGAGUAUGGGGACAGUGACGACGAGAGCGGCGAAGACGAGGCCGGCCUGCUGCCAGUUGAGCGUGCCGCCAAACGGCUGAUGAAAGAGGAGAAGAAAGAGCGUCGUUUGGCGCAAAAGGAACUCGACAGCUCCGUCAAGAUCAACGUGGCGGAGGAGGACCGGUUCGUGCUGCCGUCGGCCGAGGAGCAGGAGCGCGAGGCCGGCCUGCCCGCCGACCUGCAGGCGCUCAAGACGCGCAUUCAUGACAUCGUGCACGUGCUGUCCGAUUUUGCAGCGCGGCGCCAGGCGGACCGGCCGCGCCAGGACUACGUGACGCAGCUGCGGCGCGACUUGUGUCUCUACUACAGCUACAAUGAGUUCCUGAUGGAGCGGCUGAUGGACCUGUUCCACCUGUCGGAGCUGCUGGACGCGCUGGAGGCCAACGAGAUCCAACGGCCGGUCACCAUUCGCACCAACACGUUGAAGACGCGCCGGCGCGACUUGGCGCCGAGCCUGAUCGACCGCGGCGUCAACCUGGACCCGAUCGGGCCGUGGUCCAAGGUCGGACUGGUGGUGUACAGCUCCCAGGUGCCGAUCGGCGCCACGCCAGAGUACCUGGCCGGCCACUACAUGUUGCAGGGCGCCUCCAGCAUGAUGCCGGUGCUGGCGCUGGCGCCGCAGCACGGCGAGACGGUGCUGGACAUGUGCGCCGCACCCGGCGGCAAGACCACUUACAUCGCCGCGCUCAUGAAGAACACGGGUAUGGUGUACGCCAAUGACGCCAACGAGGCGCGCGUCAAGGCCGUGGUGGGCAAUCUGCACCGGAUGGGCGUCACUAAUGCCGUCAUAUCGUGCACGGACGGCCGCGAGAUGCCCAAAAUCCGGCCGGCCGGCUUCGACCGCGUCCUGCUGGACGCACCUUGUUCGGGCACGGGCGUUAUCGCAAAGGACCCGGCCGUGAAGACCUCCAAGGACGAGAAGGACAUCCAGCGGUGUGCGCAGCUGCAGCGCCAGCUGCUCCUCGCCGCCAUCGACUCGGUAAACGCCAAAAGCAAGACGGGAGGGUACGUCACCUACUCCACGUGCUCGAUCCUCGUGGAGGAAAACGAGGCGGUCAUCGAGUACGCGCUCAACAAGCGCAACGUCAAACUUGUCCCCACCAGCCUCACCGUCGGCAAGGAGGGGUUCGCCAAGUUCAAGGCCAAGCGGUUCCACCCAAGCAUGACGCAUACGCGCCGAUUCUACCCGCACACGCACAACAUGGACGGCUUCUUUGUGGCCAAGCUGAAGAAGUUCUCGAACACGAUCCCGGGCACCGAGCCGGCGGCCGAGGAGCAGCCCUCCGGGCCGGCGCCGGCCCCGCCCCAGAAGAGGAAGGCGGACGUAGACGCCAACGACGACGAGGGAUUCGACGAGGAUGACAAAGCAGCGGCGCCCUCGCCGCAGAAGAAGAAGAGGAAGGCUCCGCAGGGACAGCAAAAGUCGCCGCGCAGUAAACAUGUCGGUGGUAAGCCGGGAGCCAAAGGCAAAAAGUGGCAAAAGUCGGUAAACCCCAAGGCGCGCAAUCCGAAAAAGAAAGGGCUCAACAAAAAGCCGUAAGAGUCAUGUGGAACCUUGUGUAAUGUGCUGUUUUGGGAGGGGAAUACAUUGACAAUAUACUGUGGUGUCACAAAUA
Molecule: messenger RNA, 2582 nt
Organism: Amphibalanus amphitrite
Lineage: Eukaryota; Metazoa; Arthropoda; Thecostraca; Balanomorpha; Balanidae
Product: 25S rRNA (cytosine-C(5))-methyltransferase nop2-like
Exons: 2
Coding region: 440-2506 (688 amino acids)
Biological process (GO): maturation of LSU-rRNA; rRNA base methylation
Cellular component (GO): nucleolus
Molecular function (GO): RNA binding; rRNA (cytosine-C5-)-methyltransferase activity
Source: RefSeq, a predicted model, not a curated record